AUGGCAAAAUAUUUCUUGCUUCGUCUCGUUUUAUUUCUUGGUACUGCAGCUACUUCAACUCAAUCUCGAAGCUGUAAUCAAGUUUACAAUGUGAUUGAUUAUGGAGCUGUUGGAGACGGGGAUACUGAUGAUACCCAGGCCUUCAAGGAUGCAUGGAAGGAUGCGUGCAAGUCUUCAUCAUGCUCACCGAUCAUACAAGUUCCUAGUGGCAAAUCAUUCUUGCUCCAGCCCCUGACCUUCAAUGGCGAAUGCAAACCCGAUCAGAUUAUUUUCCAGAUUGAUGGAACGAUGAAGGCACCAAGUGAUCCCAGUGACUGGAAAUGCCAAGAACACAGAUAUUGUAAGCAAUGGAUUACCUUUGAUGAGGUUGAUAACCUUAUGAUUCGUGGCUCCGGUACCAUGGAUGGUCAAGGAUCAACAUGGUGGGAACGUCAUUCCUCUUGUAAAGAUCACAAGCAUAGAGAUAAAAGAGUUUGCGGUAGAAAACCAACGGGUUUAGUAAUAUCAAAUUCCCAGAAUGUUCAUCUCGAGGGCUUGACGUUCAAGGACAGUCCACAGAUGCAUAUGGCUUUUGAGAGAUCCGAGUGGGUGUAUGCCUCUAACCUCACUAUCCAAGCCCCUGGAGAUAGCCCCAACACCGAUGGAAUUCAUCUCCAGCAUGCCAAAAAUAUCUUUAUAGAUUAUAGUCGCAUCAUGACUGGUGAUGAUUGUAUCUCGAUCGGGGACGGUUCAUCCCAAAUUAAUAUUACCCGUAUUGCAUGUGGUCCGGGUCACGGAAUAAGCAUUGGGAGCCUAGGAAUAGAUGGAGAAAAUGAGACAGUAGAAGAUGUCCAUGUUAGCGACGUUGUAUUUACAGAAACUACAAAUGGGGCCAGGAUAAAGACUUGGCAGGGUGGAAAGGGGUUUGCUAGAAACGUUGUCUUCGAAAACAUAAGGUCUGAGGGUGCAAGAAACCCUAUAAUUAUCGACCAAUAUUAUUGUGAUCAUAAACAUUGCACAGAUCAUAGUUCAGCAGUAAAGAUUAGCAGCAUUCGAUUUGAAAAUAUAUAUGGGACAUCCCACAGAAAACCCGCUGUGAAUAUCGCUUGCAGUAAGUCAGUGCCGUGCACUGAUAUCGUGCUCAGCAAUAUUCAUUUGGAGGCAGCAGGCGACGGCGACGGCGACGGCGACGAGCCAUUUACAUAUUGUGCGAAUGUUCAAGGACAUGCAAUGGGCCAUGUCUUUCCACCACUCACCUGCCUGUCUUCAAAUUAA
This is a messenger RNA of Populus nigra (black poplar), 1254 nucleotides long. Its product is annotated as probable polygalacturonase At1g80170. Gene Ontology annotation, molecular function: polygalacturonase activity. The record is from RefSeq and is a predicted model, not a curated record. NCBI's taxonomy places the organism in Eukaryota, Viridiplantae, Streptophyta, Magnoliopsida, Malpighiales, Salicaceae. Gene Ontology annotation, biological process: carbohydrate metabolic process. The transcript is spliced from 9 exons. The coding region runs from base 1 to 1254 and encodes 417 amino acids.